UUUUUUUUUAAAUCAUCAUUAUUUCACCAGGAUAUUUAUAAAAUUAUGAUUUAUACAGAGAUUCAGUAAAUGGAAUUGUCACAGGUAUCCUGAUGAUAUUGCAACGGAUGGUCCCUGGUGAUUCCAAUCCUUAGUAAAGUGCUUUGGGUUCUUUAUUGUUUGUGACUACAAACUAUAGGGGAAUGGUUAUCAUCACUAAACAGUAAGACUUCUUUCAAGAAAGCUUGAAUUAUUAUAAUCUUCAUAGGAUGCUUUCUUAUACUUAAUGGCCAACCCCAUUCUGAUCUUCUCUUUGCAAACCAAUUAAAUGCAUCAGUGUCAGAAGUGCAAAAUUAUUCUUGCCUUUUGCACUUUGGACAUAUUUAUGUGUCAGUAUUAUGUUUCUUACAAAUACAAUAACCUCCAUAUCACCUGUUAUAGUCCUUCCUGUUUAGGUUAUGCAGACGGUAGUGGCCAUGAGGAUGUCCAAAAGCAUUUCCAAGAUGAGCUUUCCAAAAUUCUGAGAACGAGAACACUUUUGUACCAGAAGUUGUGCGUCAUGUUUGUGUGCCAUCGCCCAACCCUAAACUCUCUAAACAUGAGUAACCUGACCUGUUCAUCACUGUUUAGAGGUAAACAUUAAACCAUGCUAUUAUAAAGAGACAAUACAAAGGCUAAGAUAACAAGUCAGAGACAGAUUUACUUGAAAAGAAAAAGUGUGUGAAAAAGUGGGGCAGACUGGAAAAGAGAGAUCAUAUUGACAUACACUUCUACUUGCUUCUGCCAAACUCCUGAAUAUCUGUAUAGAAAGCUCUGCAGCAGACUCAGCUGUUACAUCUUAAAAAUGCCCUGGUCAUUACGUCAGUUCAUAAGCAGCUAUGUAACACGGCGCCGGAAGAAUCGUUCCCGUUUGAUAACCAAAGAAGGCCACUGUAACAUUGAAUAUGGAAAAAUGAAAUACAGGGCCUUCUUUGCCUAUAUUCUUGACAUCUGGUCUACCUGUGUGGAGAUGCCCUGGUACUCCUUAACGUUUCUCUAUACAGCGUCCUUCAUUUUCAGUUGGGUUAUUUUUACAUUUAUCUGGUACUGGGUUGGCUUUGCUAAUGGAGACUUGUGGUUUCAAUACCCAUCAGCUAAUCACAGUGCAUGUGUACUUAAUGUCUAUGACUUAACCACUGCAUACCUCUUUUCAGUUGAAACAGAGCUGACUAUUGGCUUUGGUUUUAGACUAAUAACACCACUUUGUCCCAGUGCAAUUACUGCCUUUAUGUUUCAGGUUGUUAUUGGUAUGCUCAUUACAUGCUUUUGGUGUGGUGUGCUCUUAGCCAAAAUUUCCUUGCCCAAGAAAAUAGCCAAAGCUGUCACUUUCAGUAAGUCAGCUGUCAUCUGCUUUAAAAAUGGCUCACUCAGUUUACAGAUUCGUGUAGCCAACAUUCGCAAAAGCUUGUUACUCGGCAGUCAAAUCUAUGGCAAGCUUAUUAGGACAAGAGUCACCCCUGAAGGAAAAACUUUUAUCAUGGAGCAGGUCAACGUUGACUUCAUGGUGGAUGCUGGAAAGGACAACUUGUUUUUUGUCUGUCCCUUAACCUUAUAUCAUGUGAUUGACAACACAAGUCCGUUCUUCCAAAUGGCCGUGGAUACUCUGCCCCAGCAGGAAUUUGAGUUGGUGGUAUUUUUAGAUGGCACAGCUGAAACCACCAGCUAUUUAUGCCAAGUCAGGACUUCUUACCUCCCUCAAGAAAUUAUAUGGGGAUACAAGUUUCUCCGAAUUGUCUCACGGAGUAAAGAGGGAAAAUACCACAUUGACUUCUCCAAUUUUGACAAAGUGGAACCUGUACCAACUGCUCACUGUGCAUCUUGCUAUCAUGAUUUGAAUGGCCAUCAUAACUUCUCCAAAGAUGGCAUUGAUAAUAAAGGGUUUGAGGUGAUAGAAAUUGGCAGUCAAAUUAGUCAAACUCUGUGAAUACAUGAAUGAAUGGCAUAUGUUUAUGUUUAACCUUAAUAUGAAAGAUACUUUUAGUAAUCGGCAUGAGGAAAAACAAGUUUUAAUCAUGAAGUGUAGCCAAAAUACAACAU
This is a messenger RNA of Clarias gariepinus (North African catfish), 2055 nucleotides long. Its product is annotated as ATP-sensitive inward rectifier potassium channel 1-like. Gene Ontology annotation, cellular component: plasma membrane. The record is from RefSeq and is a predicted model, not a curated record. The transcript has 2 exons. The coding region runs from base 824 to 1942 and encodes 372 amino acids. Gene Ontology annotation, biological process: regulation of monoatomic ion transmembrane transport; potassium ion import across plasma membrane. NCBI's taxonomy places the organism in Eukaryota, Metazoa, Chordata, Actinopteri, Siluriformes, Clariidae. Gene Ontology annotation, molecular function: ATP-activated inward rectifier potassium channel activity.